AUGUCGUCGCCCGAAGCCACUAAGGAAAUCAUUUUCAAUAACUUGGAGGGUUUGAAGCAGGCUUGGGACAACAGCGAAAGCAUCCGCACCCGCCUUCGCCAGUUCCAGCGGCUACUUGUAGACAGAAGGAAGGGCUUUGAGGAAGAAGCACCUGCAGGAGCUGUUGCCAAGACGAAUGAGAAUGCCCGAGCCAACGAGGAAGUCUUGAGGCCUCUCCUGAAGAAGGUGGCCGUGGCAGGCCUCAAUGCAGUGCCAUGCAUUGACGCACUCCAGGAUGAAAUUCUGAAGAUGCACAAGGCCAAUGGUUUUGCGCCGACCGCCUCAGUUGUCAGCGAUGAAGCCUGGUCCUUUAGAUACUUGCUGAGUCUUGUGAAGGGCCUCACCUACAAAGAGAAGCCUCCCAAGGAUGACAUUUUCAAGUCUAUGCUGACAGACCUGGGCGUUGACGUUGCAAACUGGAAGCCGGCCAUGAAGAAACAGCCGCGCCAGGAGCCCGAGAACUCUGACAAGACGGAGAAAUUGGCUCCUGCAGUUGCGCCAGCGGCAAAGUUAGAAGGAAAUCAUGUUGUGUCCAAGGAAGCAGCACCGGCUGCUAGGGAGUCUGCGAGCGUCUGUGGUCCUCUGCCGGCUUCAGACAUUGGUCAUUUGACUGCAAUGGUUGGGCCUUGCGAUGCUCAGGCACAAAAGGGGCUUCCACCUUCGAUGCUCCAGCUGGCUUUGAAGCGGCAAUAUAUCCUGCAGAUGUUGAAGCAGAAGGCAGAAGGGGCGAAAUCUGAAGACCUGGCAUCUUCGUUGGUCGGCAAAAGCUCCUCCAGUUCCUCUUUGGGUUCUGACAUGGAUUUGCUGCAGACUCUCCCGUUGGAAAUGGCUCCCGACAUGUUGUCCGCGAACAAAGAAACCUGUCCAAAAGCCACUGCUGAGCAGAAGGCUGAAGGCAUGCCAAUUGAAACUGUGGCUAGGCCGUUGGUUGGCGUGGACAAAGCUCCUGUGCUGGCAGCAGCUGCUGCAGAGUUGGUGAAGGAUGCCCAGCAGCCUUCGAACCCAGAUGUGUCUGAAGAGUUCCGGCGAAAGCAGCUCAACAUGCGUUUGUCGGAAAAAGAGCAUCAGGAAGCUGAAAGGGCUGCCGCCAAAGAGGCGAAGAAAUCCAUGCCGAAGGCAGAGCCAAAGCGGAGAGGCAGGCCUCGCAAGACUGAUGACGAGCCUGCAUGUGAGAAAGCUAAGAAGCCCAGAAGCAAGAGCAAGGCCACGGCAGCUCCUGCUAAAGGCACUUCGGAGGACAAGCCGGUGGCCGAGACAUGUGUGGUUGAGAGCCAGGGCCGCAGGAAGAAGCGUGAGGUUGCGGAAGCCGUGGCAGCCACCUCACCUGCGCCUGCUGCUGAAGCUGUCUCUGCCCCGGUCAAGAGAAGCAGGCGUGCCAACAAAGGCGACUCAAGCCCAGACGUGGACCAAACCCUUGUGCCUGAGAUUCUGAAAGUCAUGGACCGCUUCAAGCGUCAGAACUACGACAAGGAGAAGGACACCUGGCACGAGCAGCCGGACACACCUUGGAUCCGUUCAGUUGUGUACUGGACUCGCGAUGCUGUGGGUGUGAAAGUCCAAACGCCGACUGGGUGGUCUCAGAAGUUCUAUUUCUCCAGGAAGUUCAUCACCAUCGCGGUGAACAUCUGGCUUGCCAACAAGAUGAUUGAUUUUCUUAAAGGGCACGAUGCUUCCUUUGCAGAUUCACCAGAGGCUGUCCAGCACUACUAUAUGCUCUUGCUUACCGCAGCCGCUGCCCAUGACCGCUAUGAACAGCUGAGAGCUUCGGUGCCGUCUGAAUAG
Cladocopium goreaui is the source of this 1821-nucleotide messenger RNA. The record is from the annotation of a GenBank genome assembly. Lineage: Eukaryota; Dinophyceae; Suessiales; Symbiodiniaceae.